Dictyostelium purpureum is the source of this 795-nucleotide messenger RNA. RefSeq lists its product as uncharacterized. The record is from RefSeq and is a predicted model, not a curated record. Gene Ontology annotation, cellular component: plasma membrane. The transcript is spliced from 2 exons. Bases 1 to 795 code for a protein of 264 amino acids. Lineage: Eukaryota; Evosea; Eumycetozoa; Dictyosteliales; Dictyosteliaceae.
AUGAGAAAUUUAAAUAAAAUUCCAUUUAGAUAUAUAACUAGACUAGGUACAAAACCAACUAUUCCACAACCAAGAAACUUUUUCAGAAUCGUUAAUCAAUAUGAAAAAGGUGUCGUUUUUACUUUAGGUAAAUUUAGCAGAAUCUUAGAACCAGGUUUUCGUAUCGUUAUCCCUCUUCUUGAAGAGUCAACUAUCAUUGAUUUUAGACUUCAAUCAUACACAUUAGAUAAACAAGAAAUUAUUUCAAAAGAUAAUAUUUCAUUAAUUGUUGAUGCCGUUGUUUUUUAUAGAGCUAAUGACCCAGAACUUUUAGUUAAUAAAGUAUUAGAACCAGGUAAAAUUGUUCAAGAAUUUGUUCAAAUUAAAAUUCGUGAACUUUUAUCAAACAAUACACUUCAUGAAAUUUUAGUUAAUCGUGAAAAAUUCUCACAAGAAAUAUAUGAAUCAGCAUCAACUUUAGAAGAGUGGGGUAUAAAGAUUGAAAGAGUUAAUUUAAAGGAUAUUAAAUUUGAACAAUCAAUCGUUAGAGCAAUGGCAAAAGUAGCCGAAGCAGAGCAAUUACGUCAAUCUAAAUUAAUUCAUGCACAAUCAGAGGUUCAAACAGCAGAACAGAUUUUAGCCGCCGCAACAAUGCUCGAAAAGAGUCCCGUUGCAAUUAGAAUUAAAGAGUUGGAUAUCCUUUCACAAAUUGCUAAAGAGCAAUCAAACACUAUUGUAUAUAUCCCAGGCAGCGUUUUUGAAUCAGUACCAAAGAUCCAACAAGAUUCGUCCCCAAUCCAACUUAACAAUCAAUAA